Molecule: messenger RNA, 1715 nt
Organism: Adelges cooleyi (spruce gall adelgid)
Lineage: Eukaryota; Metazoa; Arthropoda; Insecta; Hemiptera; Adelgidae
Product: ninjurin-2-like
Exons: 3
Coding region: 204-635 (143 amino acids)
Biological process (GO): tissue regeneration; cell adhesion
Cellular component (GO): membrane
Source: RefSeq, a predicted model, not a curated record
UACAACGUGACGUAACCCGUUGCAGCAGUGCUGUUGCCGUAUCUGUUGCGUUCUCUGUCUAAAAUAAUAUCUCAUUCCAUACUGGUUCGUUGCUAUCGUACACAGUCGCGUUUCAACAAUUUGUUUUGUUUUUCCAUUGCGUUUGAGUGACAAUUGCAGAGUUCUAUAAGACAAUUCUUAAUCCUUAUACAUCAUCGUCCAACAUGUCCACGGGAGAUCUCAACUUGGCGACGACCAAGCCGUUGGACGUCAAUCGAUAUGCGACCAAAAAGACAAUAGCUCAGGGAAUGUUGGACAUUGCAUUAUUGACCGCCAACGCUAAUCAAUUGAAAUAUAUACUGCAAGUUGGAGAAAAACACGAAUUUUACAAACCGCUUCUGGUCUUAAUCGCGACUUCCAUACUGUUGCAAGUUUUCAUGGGAGUAAUAUUUUUGUCGUUAAACUUAAUGCGAGACUGCCGGUUUCAUUUGAUCGAAUACAAGACAUCGUCGAUUUUCAUUAACCAAGUGCCGGUCGUUUGUACCUUUAUGGUGUUCGUCAUAAACAUUGUCAUAGGAGCUUUCGAUUCAGGAUUAGCUAGCAUAACCCCACCGGGCACGUUUAACGCUCCGGCUAUUCCACUGGGUUCAAAAUAAUAAUCUGUUUGUUAUUUAUACGGAUCAUGAAAUUAAAAAUACAAUAUGUUACCUAUUUUUUUUUAAUUAAUAGCACCUAAAAUUAUAUUGUUUAUAUCUUGUGAUGAUUUAUGGGCCAAGUGGGAAAAUAAAUAUGUAAGAGCUAAACGCUAUUAUACUAAGUUGAUAUUAUUAAUAGGUAUAAUAGUCUUGAUACUAUAUUAAAAUAUUACUCUGAAACAACAGGAUGAUAGGUACCUACCACCGGCAGCCGGUUCAUGAUUUUGACGGAUUUGAAGUUAAAAUUAUUUGUUUCAAAAGUGUGAAUGACUUUGUUGAAAAUUAAUUCUUUGAUUAAUUUGGAUUUUGCAAACCCAAUGAAAUAAAAGUAUUACUUUUACGCUAUUGUAGUAUGUACAAAGCGUUGGUUAUAGUGGAUAGUUAAAAAGAUUCAAUGCGGUCGGGUUUUAAGGAGUUUUAUAUAGGCAAUAUACCUACAAGAAAAAGUUUUUAAAUUUCAAAACUUUCGCUGAUCGAAUUUUAGUUGAGUAAAAAUAAAAGCAUUUGUUGGCCUCUUCACUGGGGUUAUGUUAGAAACCAUUUUUUAUUUUAAAAAAAUAAUAAAAAUUUGACAAUUUGUUUAAAUCGAAUAAUCAGUUUCCAACAUAACUUAGUAAAGUAGCCAAGAACCUCGUAUACCAGAUGUCUUAACAGAAUUGAAAUCAAACCGCACCGAUUAAGUAGUCGAAAUUUCGUCAGCCUUUUUGGUUUAAAGCGUCAAAAAAAAAAAUAAGCAAUUUUCAAUUCUCUUAAGAGCUAAAUUACAUUUAAUAUUGUUUUACAGUUUUUCAGGAGUUAAUUUUGGACCUUUUAAGCGUAUUUUAAAUUGCUUAUAUUUCAACUACCACUUUUAUUCGCCUUAACAUGUUUCAUUCGAAUUAAUUAGUCGGUUAAACAAUUCUGUUCUAUAUUUUAUUGUAUUUAUAUAGGUGCUUGUCGGUGGGAUAUUCUUAAUUGUCGGAGGGCUGGACAUUAAAAAAACGAAGGAUCAAUGGAAAUGUCUGAUCUUAAACGACGUUUCUGUCAUUAUGGUUUUCCUGA